Fimicolochytrium jonesii is the source of this 2030-nucleotide messenger RNA. RefSeq names its product MBOAT, membrane-bound O-acyltransferase family-domain-containing protein. The record is from RefSeq and is a predicted model, not a curated record. Gene Ontology annotation, molecular function: ergosterol O-acyltransferase activity. The transcript is spliced from 3 exons. Lineage: Eukaryota; Fungi; Chytridiomycota; Chytridiomycetes; Spizellomycetales; Powellomycetaceae. Gene Ontology annotation, cellular component: endoplasmic reticulum membrane. The coding region runs from base 357 to 1979 and encodes 540 amino acids. Gene Ontology annotation, biological process: ergosterol metabolic process.
UUACAAUACGGCGUGGCGUGUGAAUUUGAAGAGACGCGCGAUUGAUUGUCCACGACGCGUGGGUCAAAAACUCCCACGUCGCCAACAUGGGCGCCCCCCAACGCGUGCAGACGCCUUGCACAUUUGCUACUUUCCACCCGUUUUUCGCUCUGGUUGGGGUCGCCGCCGCCAGCGUUGAUGAACAUGAACUCCGGAGAGGCUUCUUCCCCCGCUUGCGCCGGCCGUCGCCGUGUCCGAGCAAAGAAGGCGCUCUCGAUACUGGUGGCAUAUAUAUAGGGCGAUGAGGGCCGACGACCUUCCCUCGGCGAAAGAAACCACAUCGCAAGGGAAGCAAGCAGUCGGAACCCCAAAAAAAAAUGCCCUCCAAACGCCCCACCCCCGCCUCCUUCCCCUCAAAGCUGAAACACCCUGCAAAACAAGCCCUCGCAAACGGGCCCCACCUCGAAACAGCCGCGACAGAGUCCGGCGAGCUCGUCACCCGCGUACGCCCCUCCUCCUCCUCCUCCUCCUCCUCAACACUCCAGGUUCCCAACCGCGGGGAUGUCAUUGUCGACGCCCACACCUCAACCGCGAAUGGCAAAAGCGAAGCAACACCCUGCGGCCGCAUGCGCGCCAACUCAUUCAAAGCGCGGCCGUCGUUGAUGGAUUGGGAGACGAUGCAGUAUACGCAGAACUCGUUUAGGGGCUUCUUUACGCUGUUUUGGAUGACGAUGGCGGCGUAUAUGGCGUUGAAUCUGUUUAAUCAUUGGAAGAGCAAGGGGCAAUUUAUUGGCACCAGAUUGUUUCGGGAGAUGUUUUAUGAGAGCUCCGAAUUCCUGCUCUCCGAACUCCUCCUAAUCCUCAGCCUCUUCACCAUCUUCCUCUGGCAAAAGCUCCUCACGCACCUCGCACCCCUCUUCCUCACGCACCGCCACCUCUCCCCGCGCGCGAUCUGCCUCACCUUCCAGCACACCUACCAGCUCACCUGGUUCCUCACCUGCAUCCUGUGGGCCAUGCGGGCGCCGUGGAGCUGGCCGCAGACAGGCAUGUUCACGUUGCACGCGAUGGCGAUGCUGAUGAAACAGCAUUCCUACCUCGCCUACAACCGGGAGAUGCUCGGCAAAUGGGUGCAAGUCCAGCGCCGCACGAUCCGGAUGGACGAGCUCGCCGCGCGGAUGAAAACGCUCGACGACACCACCGACGCCGCGGAACUCACCGUCUGCAACAUCGAGUGGGAAACAUGCAAACGACAGGCCACUGAGCUGCAAAUCGAGCUGAGAAAGGGAACCACCGCCUUCCCCGAGAACGUCACCCUGCCCAAUUUCAUCGACUACCUCCUCGUCCCCACCCUCGUGUACGAGCUGGAGUACCCGCGCACGGACCGCAUCCGCAUCGCCUACUUGCUCGAGAAGACGGCCGGGUUCCUGGGCAUCGCCGUGUGCCUGUACAUCGUCAUCGAGCACUUGAUCUACCCUGUCUUGGCCAAUCUGAGAAACCUCUCGUUUGCGGAGAGCAUCACACAGCUGCUGAUCCCGUUCAUGGUGUGCUACAUGAUGAUCUUCUACAUCAUCUUUGAGUGCAUCUGCCCCUGGUUCGCGGAACUCACCCGCUUCGCGGACCGGCAUUUCUACUCGGACUGGUGGAACUCGCUCACAUUCGACGACUACGCGCGCAAAUGGAACAAGCCGGUGCACGAAUUCCUCCUCCGCCACGUGUACCUCGAGUCCAUCGCCACCUACAAGCUGUCCCGCCGCUCUGCGACCUUCCUCACGUUUUUCCUGUCCUCGUGCCUGCAUGAGCUGCUGAUGAUCGUGCUGAGUGGGAGGGUGAGAUGCUAUUUGUUUGGGAUGCAGAUGAUGCAGAUCCCGUUGGUGGUGGUGUCGCGGUGGGCCGGGUUUAGGAGGUGGCCGAGGGCCGGGAAUGCGUUCUUUUGGGGGGCGAUGUACUUGGGCCCGCCGUUGUUGGGGAUUGCUUAUUGUAGGGAGAUGUUGGCGCGUUAAAACUAGAUCUAGAGAGAGGGACUUCUGGGGACCUUUUUUUUUUCACUUCGG